UUGCAGACAUCCAAUUGCGAGCAACAACUAGUGGAGGACUAUCAACGAUUGUUCCGUGACGAUCUUUUGACGGACUUUACAAUUCGGGUUGGAGGACGAGAAAUUCGUGCUCAUAGGGCAAUUUUGGCUGCUAGGUCUCCCGUAUUCCAGGCGAUGCUUAUGCAUGAAUUGACAAAUGAGACGAAGAGUGGUAUCCUGGAAAUCUGUGAUCUGGAUUAUGAAGUGGUCUAUGAGCUUAUCUAUUAUAUCUAUUGUGGUAGAUGCCAAAAAGAGAUUGGCGACAUAGCAACCGAUUUGCUAAUAGCAGCUGACAAGUAUCGACUGGUGGAGUUGAAGAAUCACUGCGAGAAAUUCCUUGUGGAGAACUUGUCCAAUGAAAAUGUGUGUCAGCUACUAAUAUUAGGAGAUUUGUACAAUGCUGAACGACUGCAGGAACGAGCUGUACAGUUUAUACUUCAACGUCCUAAAUACAUCACAUCAACGCCUGGAUGGGACGAUAUACUGAAGCAACAUCCUCACCUAGUGACCAGAAUUGUUAAUCAUUUCGACAAGGUAGGUUUUUUUGGAAAUUGCUCCUCUGCAUUUGAUUGGGGUAGAAAUGAUUACUUCAAGAACAACCAUACACUUUUUUUUUCCAUAGCACAGCGAUGA
Molecule: messenger RNA, 651 nt
Organism: Strongylus vulgaris
Lineage: Eukaryota; Metazoa; Nematoda; Chromadorea; Rhabditida; Strongylidae
Source: the annotation of a GenBank genome assembly